This is a messenger RNA of Bursaphelenchus okinawaensis, 2488 nucleotides long. The record is from the annotation of a GenBank genome assembly. NCBI's taxonomy places the organism in Eukaryota, Metazoa, Nematoda, Chromadorea, Rhabditida, Aphelenchoididae.
AUGAUAAACACUACGGGUGACACAAUUGUUAUCGACGACAUCCCUAUGCCAAUACGAUCAGAUAUUACUUAUGAUGAGAAUGAUGAGAUGUGCUAUUAUAUUGUAAGUUCGAAUUUUUUUUUGUUGAGACAAAAUUAUUCUUAAGUAAAUAAUUUUAACAUUAGAUUCGUUUUUAAUUUUCGUUAUGUCAAAGCUUUCGUUGCGGGACCAAUCUGGGGUCCUGGUGUCUUCUUUAUGCCCGGCUCUCGAGCCUGGAUGGCCCGGCUUUGGCUUGUUUUCUUUUUAGGUUCAGCGUACAGUUCUUUGUUUGGAAUUUUUUUUGCAAAAUAUUUAAAAUUUUUUUAAAAAUUUUUUCAAGUUCAUACAAAACCAUUUUUCAGGGAACAGACUACCUUCACGUCAAAAUCUACCUAAUAGGCGUGUUUGCAGUCAUCAUAGCCUUAUUCUCCUUACUUUUUAACACAUUCUUCACAUUUGUUUUCCUAACCAACGCUAAUCUUCGCCGUUCUCCACUAUACUACUUUGGUGUUCUAGCCAUGUUAGAUGCCAUUUUAGCCUUGAAUUACUUGGCAUUGAUGGUGGUACCAGUAUAUAUGGACCAGUUUAAGUGUUUAUGGCUUUAUCAUUUGUUUUUGGGAUAUUUGAGGCCAAUGAUGACGGUUAGUAAUAGUGCCAUGUUUGCGUCGAUCUUGAUGAUUUUGUGCGCUACGAUGGAACGAUUACUCAGCACGUUCCAGCCGUCGAACAAAUUGGAGACGGUUAGAAAGUAAAGGCUUGGAAUGAAAUUUUAAAUUAAUUUAGGCUUAGAAUAGGGCUAUAUUUUAAAAUUUUAAAAUUUAAAAAAUUAAAACUUAGAUUUUUCAAAAUUUUAGGUACAUGGAAUCCCGCAGGCCACGUCUAUGCAUAGUUGCUAUUUUAUUUGCAGUUUUUUAUAAAUUGUGCACCUAUUUUGAAAUUCAAUACGUUGAGCAUGAAAAUUGCACAGAAUGGAGUCGAUAUGAGAUUAUUCCAACGCCGAUUGUUGUGGAGAGCUAUACUUACAGGUAACGGCGAAACUAAAUUUUUUCAAAAUUAAAAAAAAAUUUUUUUAUUUUUUUAAAUUUUUUACUUUAGGCUUCAAAUUGCAUUUUUUUACAUUUUUUAUACUUUAUAUUGCAUUGUUUUAAUUUAAAAUUUUAGGUUUAACAUUGAUUUUUUUGAUUUUUCAAGGUUUUAGGCUUAAAAUCUUUAGUUUUUUCUGCUUUAUGUAGGUGUAAAAGUUUUUUGUUUUUCUUAUUUUUAGGCUUAAAGUCACACUAUUUUAAAGAUUUUAAGUUUAAUGCCGCAGUACUUUAAAACUUUUAAGCUUAAAACUUCCUGCUUUUUAAAAUUUUAGGUAUGAAAACGUUUUGUUUGUGUUAAGUGAAAUCUAAAAUGUUUAAAUUUUUAAAACAAAACACCUUUUUCGUAUUUUACCAUUUUAAGCCUAAAUUUUAAUUUUAAUUUUAAAACAAUUUUUUUUCAACAUUUUAAGCUAAAUUUUAACCUUUUUUUUAGAUUCUGGUGGAUGUUUGUAGCCAGAAACCUAAUCGACCGUGUAAUUCCAUUCUUUGGCUUGUUGUUUAUGAACUGCAUGAUUAUCAAAACGAUUAAAAAAGAAAACAAAAAGCUGUCAGUGUUGGAACAGAAAGCUAUGUCCAUCAAUGAAAAGGCCACGAAGAGGAAUUUGAGGGUGAGUUUUGAAGAUUUUUUGACAUUUUUAAUGUUCUGGUCGAUUUUUAAUGGUAAAAAAAGUAAGAUAGGGUAUUACGGGUAUGGUGGACAACGCAAAACAAAAAAAAAAUUUUUUUUUUAAUUUUUAAAAGACUGAAAUUUUAAACUUCAGGACGCAACCAGAGCUCUGAUAGCCGUAGUAACGUUGUAUAUAGCUGCUCAAUUUCUACAAGUCAUCAUAACGUUUUGGGAGGCGUUUCAUCGUCAGUCAUUAGAAGAAGACUUUCAAGAAUUCUACUCAUACGUCAAUGACAUCAUGAGCAUUAUGACAUUGUUGUGCAGGUGAGUAUGAGGCCUUCUUUUAAAGGUUUUGAAUUUUGAAAGCUUACCCUACCCUACCCUACCCUACCUUAUCCUACCCUACCCUACCCUACCCUACCCUACCCCACCCUACCCUACCCUACCCUACCCUUCCCUACCUUACCUGGCUCUACCAUACUCUUUUUUUGUAUUUAAAUUUUUUUUGAAUUUCAGUGCAAUUCGCUACCCAGUGUACUGUACCUGCAAUAGGCCUAUUUUCGAAGCUUCCAUGGACACAUUGGAAGGUUUGGGCAAUUUGUUCACGAAUCGUGCCAAAGCCUUGAAGACAGUACGUGCUGUAGCAGUACCAUCCGAUUUCCAUGGUACUGACGAAGAACAGAAGCAUUGUCUUAAUGCUCACAGUAAUCAGCUAGCUGAUGAAACCUUUAUUGUUAAUGUGUUUCUAGACGAUGCUGAUGAACAGUGGAUGGUGUAG